Molecule: messenger RNA, 483 nt
Organism: Mugil cephalus (flathead mullet)
Lineage: Eukaryota; Metazoa; Chordata; Actinopteri; Mugiliformes; Mugilidae
Gene: uqcrq
Product: cytochrome b-c1 complex subunit 8
Exons: 3
Coding region: 158-406 (82 amino acids)
Biological process (GO): mitochondrial electron transport, ubiquinol to cytochrome c
Source: RefSeq, a predicted model, not a curated record
CGCGACGUCAACAUCCGUGCGUCUUGACGUCAUCCAGAAGCGCCGGAUACUCGGGGUGAGCAGAUCUGGUAGGUCGAGCAGAUCUGUUAGUACAACGACUCCAGCAGUCCACCAGGAAACGCCGUGGGACAGCAGUACGACCAGCUAGUCGGUGAACAUGGGACUCAAGUUUGGAAACUUGACCAGGGUCAGACACACAAUCACAUACAGUCUGUCCCCCUUUGAGCAGAGGGCUUUCCCCAACUACUUCAGCAAGGGAAUCCCUAAUGUAUGGAGGAGAUUCAAGUCCUCUGUCUUCAAAGUUGCCCCCCCAAUGGUGGUCCUGUACAUGACAUACACCUGGUGCAACAGCGUGCAUCGGGAGAGCAAGAGGAAGAACCCUGCUGACUAUGCGAAUGAAGAAUAAACUCGUCCCACCUCUCAAAUGUAUUGAUUCACACCCUGUAUGUCAAACCAAUAAAGAUGAAAAAUAUUUAAGUGAAA